UCCAGAUACAUACACUUUCGCUCUCAUUUUCGACAUUCGUUAGUGCUAUGCCAUCGAAAACAAGUCAAAAAAAAAUUCUAAAAAUGUUUAGUUCGUAGAAGUAUUUAGACAAUCAAGACAUGUACAAACCAAAGCUGCAAGCAAAUUUUUAACUUGUAUUUGUGCAUCGGCUAAUUUUUGUAUGCAUAAUCUGGAGAUUAGUUUAAAAAUAUACGAUUUGUAUUACUGUGAUUGCAAAGAUUCAGGACUAGCCAAAGUAGUGAAACGCUUUUGACUACAGUUGAUUUUAAUACACUCUUUGACUUCUGUACCUACAAUAUACAUUUGGCCAGAAUUAUCUCGGUUUUAAUAAGCAAUGCAUAACGUCGACCGUAGAGUCUUUUAUGUGCUUUUUCUCAUUGUCUACUCUGCAAUUGUAAUAAAUUGCCAAGGUGGAGGAGGAGGUGGUGGAGGCGGUGGUGGCGGAGGCUAUAGAAGCAGUUACCACAACAACAGUAGUGGCAAAUCAAAUUGUGUUGGUAGUGAAUGUUUGAAACAGUUCCUAGCUAUUAUGGGGAUUUGUACAGGCAUAGGAGCAUCGAUUUUUCUUUGCUACUGUUGUCACCAUAAACAUAAGGGUCGACCAAGGAAAAACCAUGCAGAAUUCGUCAACUCUGAGUUAUCCCAUCAACAGUACGCACUUGUAAAAAAUGCAUUUCAAACAGGCAUGUGGUCAAGUCGUUUUUAUCAACAUGGAACAUGGCAUGGACCACAUCAAUUGCACCUAUCAUUUAAUCCACAUUCAAUGACUGUUAGUGGAUCUGGAUGCGAUGAUGUCGGUGAAUAUACAAUUGGAGGGUUUUUUUCGGAUAGAACGCAACGAAUGGGACUGACAAAACAGUAUAAAGAGGGGACAGGAGAUGCAGGUCAGAACUUGGGUCAUUUUGUUAUUAUUCAAGUAACGUACGAGGCAAAACUGAACCAAUUCGAAGGCAAGUGGUAUGUUCAGACGAAGAAGUAUCACGGCGAAAAUAAAUUUGUCCUUAAAGUCGAUGAGUCACAAGUAUGAAGAACGAUCACUCCUUUUUAUCGAUUACUAGUGUAGUACCCGGCUUUGCUCGGGAUUAAUUUAACGACAAAAUAUUUAAAUAUUUUUACGCGUCAAAAUUUUUCACGUGUACAAAAACGUUUCCGCAUAGAGUCACACAAGAGAGUUGACAAGACUUCUAUGGAAAUGAUAGUUCGAAGAGGAAACCAGCAGUUUGGGUGCCGAUAUACUCCUUCAAAGAGCAUUUUGUGCGGUCAUUUUGUUUAAAAAAGUUUUGUUGUCAGCCAACGUACUUCAAGCUUAAGUGGUACUCUCAAUACAACUGUAAAGCCGCAUUUCAUACAAGAUAAUACUCUAUUUGACAGCUGUCACUACGAUCACUAGUGCUUGCAGUGCGUUGUGUCA
Messenger RNA from Bradysia coprophila, 1432 nucleotides. RefSeq lists its product as uncharacterized. The record is from RefSeq and is a predicted model, not a curated record. NCBI's taxonomy places the organism in Eukaryota, Metazoa, Arthropoda, Insecta, Diptera, Sciaridae.